Sceloporus undulatus (fence lizard) is the source of this 2116-nucleotide messenger RNA. RefSeq names its product zinc finger and SCAN domain-containing protein 23-like. NCBI's taxonomy places the organism in Eukaryota, Metazoa, Chordata, Lepidosauria, Squamata, Phrynosomatidae. Gene Ontology annotation, cellular component: nucleus. The transcript is spliced from 4 exons. Gene Ontology annotation, molecular function: DNA-binding transcription factor activity, RNA polymerase II-specific; RNA polymerase II cis-regulatory region sequence-specific DNA binding. Gene Ontology annotation, biological process: regulation of transcription by RNA polymerase II; central nervous system development. Bases 201 to 1802 code for a protein of 533 amino acids. The record is from RefSeq and is a predicted model, not a curated record.
CGCCUCCCGUGGGAAAGUGGCCUUUGAAUUUCCCAGGCUCUGCUUUGGAGGAGCCAGGCAGGAAGACACCAUUUCCUUAGACUGCCUCCGUUGUUGCCAGCCCACUAGAUUUCCUUGCUUCAGGAAUACAGAAGUUGGCACUGUUGCCACAGUCACCUGAGGGCACUGAAACAGAUUGCAUUUGCUCUGAGAGAGAAGAAAUGGAGACAGAAUCGAGAGAUGCCUCAUCGUCAUCGUCUGGCCUAGUGGAGGCUGAGAAAGAGAAGGGGACAGCGACAGAAGAGCGAAACCGAACAGGGCCACCUGUGGCAGUGAAGGGAGGAGGAAGGAGCCAUCCCGACAUCCCCCCAGAGAGUAUCCGGGACUUUUGGGAAAGAGCCGUCCCGGAUGACUUGGCCCGCCAACCACGCAAAGGCCUGCAGCAGCGAUGGGAGUCUCAACUUCAAGAAUUUCUCAAGGCCCUCGAGUCUCCUCACACAGAAGGGGACAACCCACAGCUACGGGGACCUCUAACAAGGAAUUACACUCGGCCUACCAUAACCCACUUCAAAGGAACGGCCAGGUCUAGCCAGCAGCCGAAAGGCGAGAGAUCCUCCCAGCUUCUGCCCAGCUCAAGUAAAGAAGGUGACCAUGCCGUCAGAUGCCCUCCAGCCAAAGGCAAGCCCGAGGGUCAGAAAGCCAAGCGUUUGAUCCUGGGCCAGGAGGUGAGCAGCUUGCAUGAAGAAUGCCGACUCUUCAGGCGGUUCGGCUACCAGGAAGCUGAGGGUCCUCGCGAAGCUUGCCGGCAUCUCCGGAGGCUCUGCCACCAAUGGCUGAAGCCAGAAAGGCACACCAAGGAACAGAUCUUGGAGUUGGUGGUCCUGGAGCAGUUCCUGGCUGUCCUGCCCCCGGAAAUGCAGAGUUGGGUCUGGGAAUGUAGUCCUCAAACCUGUACCCAGGCGGUGGUCCUGGCAGAAGAUUUCCUACUGAGGCAGCAAGAAAACCAGGUUGAUUUCCUACUGAGGCAGCAAGAGAAUCGGGUGCAGGGAGAACAGACAAUUGGUCCAUUUGAAGAGGAAGACUUGGCGGAGAAGGCUGUGUUGGACACCUGGAGGAGGCCACAUUUUGGAGAGAUAAAGCCAGAGGCUGAGGUGGAUACUGACCACUUGGGUGAGGAGAAGCUGUGCAGGAUGGAGAAGAAUGAUGCUGGAAACUCAGCUGAGACAGAUUUCCAUUGGAUGUUGUCAGGAAGAGUUGAACAGAACAUUCUCCCCUGUUCCAACCGAGGGGAAGUUUCUGAGGUCCUGUAUGGAAGCUGCCUAGAGAGGGAAGGUGGAAAAUUUAUUAACUCCCAGGGCACCUAUGAGGACCUGGAUGAAAGCAUCUUGCAACAGGGAAUGCUCCCUAGCAGUGAGAAGGACAGUGCUUGCCAUGUGUGUGGAAAAGUCUUCCGUCGUCGGUCCAACCUUAUUGCGCACGAGAGAACCCACUCAGGAGAGAGGUGGUACAACUGCUCAGAAUGUGGGAAAAGCUUUGUCAGCCGCGCUGCCUUCCUCAUCCACCAGAGAGUGCACACUGGUGAGAAACCCUACAAAUGCUCUUACUGUGGGAAGGGCUUCAACACAGGUUCCAGCCUUACCCGACAUAAGAGAAUCCAUACAGGGGAGAAGCCGUACAAAUGCCUGGAUUGUGGAAAGCGCUUCAAUGAUUACUCCAACUUCAUCGUGCACAAGAGGAUCCACACAGGGGAGAAGCCAUAUGAGUGCUCCAUUUGUGGGAAGCGGUUCAGUGACAACUCAAACUUUAUUAAGCACCAUCACUGAAAGGCAAAUGGUUCUCAUGCUAUUGUUUCGAAGAAAAACGAAACAAAAACAAGGAGUUAACAUGCCUAUAAAGUAACCUCUUAGGACAUCGUAGAAGCAUUGCCUGCUGAGAUGGGGCUUCUGUGUGAGACUCAUGGCAAAACUGUGUUCUCCACAGCUUCUGUUGCCUUGGCAAGCAAAUGUUUUCCCCCCAGGAACCUGUCCCAAAGAUACAGAGGGAGGUAGUGGGUAGAGCUUUCCCAACCCAACUUCUGUUAAUGUAGCCUGUUUGUAAUAACUUCUCCCCUUUAUACACACACAGAGACACACAGAAA